Gadus chalcogrammus (walleye pollock) is the source of this 3708-nucleotide messenger RNA. RefSeq names its product GDP-L-fucose synthase-like. Bases 140 to 1114 code for a protein of 324 amino acids. NCBI's taxonomy places the organism in Eukaryota, Metazoa, Chordata, Actinopteri, Gadiformes, Gadidae. Gene Ontology annotation, biological process: nucleotide-sugar biosynthetic process. The transcript is spliced from 10 exons. The record is from RefSeq and is a predicted model, not a curated record. Gene Ontology annotation, molecular function: GDP-L-fucose synthase activity.
GGGCUUGGGCAGCACUCUAGCCAGCACGCUAGUCUAGCCUCAUCUCUCCAUAGGACGAGACUAGCAAGGAAGUGUUCUAGCAAGGUUGCAGCCUUCACUUUGGGAAAAAGCCGUUUCUCUACCUCUGAACUACUCCUGCAUGAUGGCAGUGUGCCACACAGCUCAAAAGAGGGUACUGGUGACAGGCGGUUCUGGCUUGGUGGGAAGAGCCAUACAACAUGUGAUCAACGAAGAGGGGGGAGGAAAGGAUGGGGAAGAGUGGAUUUUUCUCUCCUCCAAAGAUGCCGACCUAAUGAACAAGGAGGAAACGCAAGCCGUAUUCCAAAAGCAUAAGCCCACACAUGUCAUUCAUUUGGCCGCAAUGGUGGGCGGUCUCUUUAAGAACAUGAGGGUGAAUUUGGACUUCUGGAGGAACAACAUCUACAUCAAUGACAAUGUGCUGCAGGCAGCACACGAAGUGGAUGCAGUAAAAGUGGUUUCCUGCCUUUCUACAUGCAUAUUUCCAGACAAGACCACCUAUCCUAUCGACGAAACAAUGAUUCAUAAUGGUCCACCACACGCAUCUAACUUUGGCUACUCCUAUGCAAAAAGAAUGAUAGAUGUGCAUAAUAGGGCUUAUUUUGAGCAGUAUGGGCGUAGCUACACAUCUGUGAUUCCUACCAAUGUGUUUGGUCCUCAUGACAACUUUAACAUUGAGGAUGGACACGUGCUUCCUGGCUUAAUACACAAAGCCUACAGGGCUCAAAAGGAGGGGAAGCCCUUGGUAGUAUGGGGUUCUGGCACGCCUAGAAGGCAAUUCAUCUACUCUUUGGACCUGGCCCGUCUGGUCCUGUGGGUGGUGAGGGACUAUAAUGAGGUUGAGCCCAUCAUACUCUCUGUUGGAGAGGAAGAAGAGGUGUCCAUCAAAGAAGCAGCCGAGGCAGUGGUGCGAGCACUAGACUUCAAAGAAGAAGUGGUUUAUGACACAGAUAAAUCAGAUGGUCAGUUCAAAAAGACCGCCAGUAAUGCAAAGUUGAUGCGCUACCUCCCAAACUUUGCCUUUACGCCGUUUGAAAAAGCUUUGAAGGAAACCUGUGAUUGGUUUGUGGCCAACUACGACAACGCACGCAAGUGAAACGCUGAGAUGGAAGGGUUUCAGUUGAUAAGGACAUUAAAAGACAUGUGUUGGGCUAUAGGUUAAGUUUUGCUAUGGGAACUUUUUUAAUCUUUUUAAUCAAGUCAAGUCAAGUUUAUUUAUAUAGCACAUUUUAAAACAACAGUAGUUGACCAAAGUGCUGUACACGAAUACAAUAUAAAAAAAAAAGAACAAGAAGGCUUAAUAUUGCAUAUUAGCAACAACAAUGAAUAAGAUAAAAUAAAAUCUUAAUCUGUAUUAAAAGCCAAUGUAAAAAAGUGAGUCUUUAGUUGUGUUUUGAACUGUUCCAUGGACUGGGCAGAUCUCAGACUCAGGGGGAGACUGUUCCAAAGAUUAGGAGCGGCCACAGCGAAGGCUCUGCGCCUUUUGUUUUUUGUCUGCACCUGGGUACAUCCAGCAGCAUGAGCUGACCGAAUUUCUCUAGAUGGAGCAUGGAUGCAGACCAGCUCUGACAUAUAUUUAGGUGCCAGCCCAUGUAGCGAUUUAAAAGUAAACAACAAAAUUUUGAAUUGAAUUCUAAAAACCACAGGAAGCCAGUGGAGAGAGGCCAGGACAGGGGUAAUGUGGUCAUAUCGCCUUUUUCCAGUGAGGAGAUGUGCAGCAGCAUUUUGGACCAGUUGCAGGCGACGGAGCAGACAUUUGUCCACACCAAAGUAUAGAGAAUUACAGUAGUCUAGACGGGACAUUACGAACAGGUGAAUGACUCUUUCAAAGUCCUUUGGUGGGAGAUACGGCUUUACUUUCGCUAGGAGUCGCAGCUGGAAGAAGCUUGUCUUCACAACUGAGCUUAUUUGCUUGUUAAAUUUAAAACCAGUCGAAAAUAACUGAGGUUUCUGACAGAAGGGUGGCUGUAGGAGGCAAGGGGACCAAGAACACUGUCGAUGCCAUCCAGCAGUUCGGAUUUGCCAAAAACAAUUAUUUCGGUUUUUUCAUUGUUUAGUGAUAGGAAGUUAAAGUUCCAACCAGGUUUUCACAUCUUUCAGACAGUUUGACAAUGCAUUUGUUGAUUCUUUGUUUGAUUUUAAUGGCAGGUAUAUUUGUAGAUCAUCUGCGAAGCAGUGGAACGAGAUGUUGUGUUUUUUAAAAAUGGAACCUAGGGGCAGCAGAUAUAACGCAAAAAGAAUUGGAGAUAAAAUAGAGCCUUGGGGGACCCCACAGACUAGUGGGGCUGCAGCUGAGGAGUACUGGCCUAGAUGAACAGAGAAGGUUCUCUUGGACAGAUAUGACUUGAACCAUUUUAGGACAUUCCCAGUAAUACCAACACAGAGUUCCAGGCGGGAUAAAAGAAUCUGGUGGUCGACUGUGUCAAAGGCAGCAGUCAAGUCUAAAAGCACGAGCGCAGCAGAGCUCCCCGAGUCGACAGUUAAAAGAUCAUUAAAGAUUUUUAAAAGUGCCGUUUCUGUGCUGUGGCGUGAUUUAAAACCAGACUGAAACUUUUCUGUUAUGUCAUUAAAAUCCAGGUGUACCUGCAGUUGUUCUAAAACUACUUUUUCUAACACUUUAGAGAGGAAGGGAAGCUUAGAGAUAGGCCUAAAGCUGGAGAGAACAGAGGGGUCGACGUUGUGUUUUUUUAUAAUUGGCUGGACUAUAGCAUGUUUAAAAACAGAUGUUUAUUAACGUUAAAAUGUAUGGGCCAACAGUGUUAGACACGUCUUUCAGUAAUCUGGCAGGAAUACUGUCUAGCGGAUAUUGUGAAGGUCUCAAUUUUGUAACCACCUGCGAUAGCUCAGAGAGCGACAGUGGGUAGAACUGCUCGAAGACAGUAGGGCAUACAGGAGAUGCCGCUGGAUCUACGGUGGACAGAGGAGGUGAAGAUUUGAAUGGGUGUAAACAAUUCAAACUUGGCAUUUGUCUUCCUCCUAACACUGAUGCAACAAAAUAAACUAGACUGCUUCUUUAAAUGGUCCAGCUCAUUGCAUAAAGAUGUAAAAUAUUCUGGCAAUCAAAGCACAUACAUACAUCAAAAGAUCUUAAAUGAGUUUGAAACAGUGUUCAUCGUUAUGUGCUUUUACGUUUAGAGGAAUGAGUGACAAAGAAUUACCGGAAGACUAAUACAAAAGUAAAAAUAAUUUAUUCAAAUAAACUUGUGAAAUAUAAAAAGACAAUGCUUUAAAUAUGCCUCUCUCCAGUUAACAACAAAAACAAACAUUUAAAAAAAUAAGUCCAAGGAAGGCUUUUCAGGGGUUGACAUAAGUGUAGCCUCCUUCAUGUACUUUGCAGUAUUCAUGUCCCCGGGUGGCGCUCCUCUUACAAGCCUUGCCCGUCUUAGUGAUGCCAUUGCACAACUGGCGCCGUGAUAAAGUGCUACCAUUGGAAAUAACAAAGGGAAGUGGAAGGCAGAAAAAAGGACCGAAUGAAAGUGUGAUCAUUGCCAUUACAUUUCGAACAAAUGUAGGUCCAAAUGUUUGAAGAAAAUAACACAUACCUGUUGCCUGCUAGUGAGGUGUUGAAACUAGAAUUAUGUGUAUCACUCACACUAUCAAAAACAUGGCCUAGGUUUCUUAGAGGAACGACCUUGAUUACAUCCUGUGAAAUAAAACCAAAGUUGAUUAAUAAACAUUUCUGAAGUCUUU